AUGGGAAUGCAAUGCGAGGACCCCAAGAAGAGCCGGAUCAACGUGAAUCAGGUGCUGGACUACGCUCGGAAACAGAACUGUGAUCUGAAGGAGUUGGCGGACGGAAAGAAAAAGUCAUCGUACGCGGACGCGGUGAAGGGUACGGUGAUCCACGAGAUUCUGGUUAGCCAGCAAAAUGAGAUGAAAGAGAAAAUGAUCAGAGUGGGCACGACACAGUAUUUGGUCGUGUCUGGGCUGGCUGGUACUUUGGUUUGUGGCGGGAGUCAUUUGUUGAGUACGCCGUUGGAUGUGCUCAAGUGUAGGAUUCAGGUUGGUAUUUGUGCUUUUUAUAUGAUAAUAAUUGAUCUUUUUUUAUAUGAUAAUAGUUGAUCUUUAAUUAGCCACAAAUUUUUACGUUUGCUAUUGUAAAACAUAAAACAUAACAUAAACUUUCAAAAAAAGUCUUGUCUUUUUCAAGCAUGACAAACAGUGUAAAUUGACGACAAGACUUUUUAAUUAGUAAGUUAAAGCAUGAAACUCAACUUCUUAAAUUUUAAAAUGACUUUUUAGGUUGACAAAGCCAAGUUUCCAGACCUAGGCACAGCUUACAGAGUAACGUUGCAAGAAGAAGGUAUUCGAGGUUUGGCCAGAGGCUGGUCUCCGACUUUGCUUGGUUAUGGUGCUCAAGGCUUUGCUAAAUUUGGAUUUUAUGAGGUAAAUUCUGAACUUCUUGAUGUUACUAUUACCAAAUAUUGAAUUACUCUGUAACUACUGUAUAACAAGUUCAUUUUAUUCUCAGAAUAAUUAGUUAUAUAGAGGUUGUUAGAUUAAAAAUUUUUUUUCAGAGCUUCAAAAAGCUGAUAUCAGACUCAGUCGGUCCAGUACACACCUACAACUACAAACUUGUCAUCUUCGCCGCCUCUGCCGGCCUGGCAGAAGCUGUAGGAGAUGUGGCACUAUCGCCGUUCGAAGCGGCCAAGGUUCGUACUCAAACUCGACCAGGAGCACCAGCACAGAUGUUCAAAUGUCUGCCACAAAUCGCUCGAGAUGAAGGUGCACACGGCUUGUUCAAGGGAUUACCCGCCCUUUGGAUGAGACAGGUGGGUAGGGCAGGGUAUUUUAUGUUAGGAAAAAAUUUAUAUUAGGAGUGGAUUUUUGAAAGUAUUUCUUUGAAAAAGGAGUCGAUUUUAUAAAUUAAUAUUGCGUUUUAGCCUUAGAGUAUUGAUUACAUUGUAGUAGAUACAGUGGCCACUUAUUAUAUUGCAGUAAUUUUCUUAUAAAAGUUUGUUAUAUUGCAUUAAAUGGAUAAAGACGCCCAAUUGAUUAACAUUCUUCAGUAAAAUUCUUUUUCAGAUCCCGUACACUGUGUCCAAGUUUGUAUGCUACGAGUAUGCGGUCGACUUCCUGCACAAACUCUUCAACAAGCCAAAGGCUCAAUGUUCAAGGGCUGAACAGCUUCAGAUCAGUCUUCUUGCUGGCAUUUCGGCUGGUAUGUUCUUAAAAAUAUUAGUUUGUUCGAAUAAUUAUGAGCCCUUUCUCAUAGCAAAUUUUAGAAGUUAAGGAGCACAGAAUUAAUUGAACAGCCUGGUAUUGUGAUUUAAAUACCAAUUUCUAGCCUAAAACCAUAGUUUUUCAAAUUACAUUGACACUCCCAAGCCUAAAAUCAUAAAUUUUCAAAUUUCAGGCGUAGUAAGUGCGAUCUGUUCCCAUCCGCCAGAUGUGAUCGUAUCUCAACUCUACAAGAAUCCAGACGCCGAGUUCUCCAAGGUCUGCAAACAAUUAGGCUGGCGUGUUCUUUGGGCCGGACUGGCGACCCGAAUCUUGAUGAUUGGAUCGAUUGCAGCUUCUCAGCUGUUCGUCGUCGACACGGUGAAGCUGGCUCUACAUCUGGAACGUCCGCCACUCCCGCCGAUGCCGGAUUCUUUGAAGAAAAAGUUGGAAAAAUAA
Bursaphelenchus okinawaensis is the source of this 1926-nucleotide messenger RNA. The record is from the annotation of a GenBank genome assembly. NCBI's taxonomy places the organism in Eukaryota, Metazoa, Nematoda, Chromadorea, Rhabditida, Aphelenchoididae.